UGACUGACACACCCACAGUUACUUCUUUCCUAACCUAAACAAACAUCCCCCCCUUCCCCACUUCCCCACUUCCACACUCUUCUUUUCCAUCUUUGCUACUUCUACUAGUACUAUUAACAUCUACCAUCGCCAACUUCCCACAAAACCCAUCUCUAUCUUCUUUGCAACAUUCUCCCAAAAAUGGCUGAUGAAACCACCAUAACCACCCCGCCACGGGUAGACCAACCACCUUUCGCGGUGGUUGAGUCCGAAUCGCCUUCUGUGGCCGAAAAACUCGAGUCUAAAGAAGACCCACUUCCACCGGCGCCAUUACCAGAAGUGACAGAGUCUGCCAAGGAAGAAGAGCCACCGCUAGAGCUGCCUCACGAGUCUCCUCCCGAGGUGAAGGCUAAGUCCGAGGAGGAGGUUUUAGUUGUUGGGUCUGUGCAGGCCAAGGAGGGUGAGGAACCAAAGAUUCGGAAACCGAUUCCGCAGUCUCUGGUUUCGUUCAAAGAGGAAAGCAAUAUAGUGGCGGAUCUCUCAGAUUCCGAGAGGAAAGCACUUCAAGAACUGAAGCAGCUCGUCCAGGAGGCUCUCAACACUCGCCAGUUCACUUCCCCAAAACAAGAAGUGAAAGAGACCAAGGACAAACCAGCUCCCAAAACUGAAGAAGACACUGCUGGUUCGGAAUCCGAAACAAAGCCGCUCCAUGAGCCCAAAAUCGAGGAGAACCCAGUGAAGGAAGCAGAGGAAGUAGCUAAGGAAACAUCGCAGCUGGCGAUUUCUCCUGAGGAGGUUUCAAUUUGGGGGGUUCCGCUGCUCAAGGACGACAGGAGCGAUGUGAUUCUUCUCAAGUUCCUUAGGGCUCGGGACUUCAAGGUGAGAGAUGCUUUUGUUAUGCUCCGAAACACGAUCCAGUGGAGGAAGAAGUUUGGGAUCGAUGCUCUUGUGGACGAAGAUCUCGGUGAUGAUUUGGAGAAAGUGGUUUUUAUGCAUGGGUAUGACAGAGAGGGUCACCCUGUGUGUUACAAUGUGUUUGGGGAGUUUCAGAACAAGGAGCUGUAUCAGAAGACGUUUUUGGAUGAGGAAAAGAGAACCAAGUUUCUCCGGUGGCGGAUUCAGUUCUUGGAGAGAAGCAUUAGGAAGCUGGAUUUCAGCCCUGGUGGUGUUUGCACUAUUUUUCAGGUUAAUGAUCUUAAGAAUUCUCCUGGCCCUGCAAAGAGUGAGCUUCGCUUGGCCACCAAACAAGCCCUUCAGUUGCUUCAGGACAAUUAUCCCGAGUUUGUAGUCAAACAGGUGUUUGUCAAUGCUCCUUGGUGGUAUCUUGCGUUCUACACAUUGAUCAGUCCCUUCAUGACACAGAGGACCAAAAGCAAGUUUGUCUUUGCAAGCCCAGCCAAAUCUGCAGAGACCCUUUUCAAGUACAUUUCUGCUGAGUAUGUUCCUAUACAAUAUGGGGGUUUGAGUGUGGAUUACUGUGAGUGCAACCCAGAAUUCACGAUUGCUGAUCCAGUCACUGAUGUAACCAUCAAACCUGGAACAAAGAAGACUGUGGAAAUUAUAAUUUAUGAGAAGUGUACCAUCGUGUGGGAACUUCGUGUAGUUGGGUGGGAGGUGAGCUACAGUGCUGAGUUUGUUCCCGACUCUCAAGAUGCAUAUACACUGAUCAUUCAAAAAGCCACAAAGAUGGCCCCAACUGAUGAACCAGUGCUGCCUCACAGGUUCAAAGUUGGCGAGCUGGGUAAAAUAUUGCUCACCGUUGACAAUCCAACCUCAAAGAAGAAGAGGCUUCUGUACAGGUUCAAGGUCGAACCCUCCUAUUGACCAAGGAUUCUAAGUAAUUGUGCACUUUAGACAUGUGAUUGUGCACUAAGAAGUGAAAGUGAAGAGGGAAGGGCUUGGCAUCAUAUAAUUAAUGGUCAUCUUCAUUCUGUUGUGUUUUGUAAAUGGAGGUUUCUAGUUUAUUCGAGUUAAUGGCUUAGAGCUGUUAGUUUUGGUUCUGCAAAUUUAGUUUGUUUGUUGUCGUCCUUCUGUGGUACAGUACUCUAGUGCAUGCUUUUCGAGUGAUGAGCAAGGCUGGUCGGAGCUGCAGAGUCGUUGAAUUUUGGUUUGUUUUGUGCGUUUAUACAAAACUAGAGUUAUAUUAUAAGAAAGCAAACAAAUUUGUGGACAAAGGGUAGAAAUGUUGGUAUUAACUCUGUUUAAGAUGGUCUUUCACAGUAGUUAUUUGGCUCUCUAUGUAUCAGGACCUUUUGGACCCCAUUGUGUGUAAACUAAGGGAACAUCUUUAUCAGUUGGGAUGAAGAAUUGUCUUUGAAUAUGGAUUUUGUUUAUUAAAGGAUGAGUUUUACUGAUUGAA
This is a messenger RNA of Rosa chinensis, 2338 nucleotides long. Its product is annotated as patellin-3. Gene Ontology annotation, molecular function: lipid binding. The transcript has 4 exons. The coding region runs from base 181 to 1803 and encodes 540 amino acids. The record is from RefSeq and is a predicted model, not a curated record. NCBI's taxonomy places the organism in Eukaryota, Viridiplantae, Streptophyta, Magnoliopsida, Rosales, Rosaceae.